AUGCAAACCAUUGUGCUGGUGGUGUUGUGGGUACUGGGAACAUCACUGGUGUUGCCAGACCCCGACACAGCUGGGGAGAAAGUGACUGAAGAGCCUAUUCCAUGUUCUAAGGGAUGCACCUGUCUGCAUGAUGACUACAGCUUGGAGCUCAACAUGUACUGCAGCGCUCGGAACUUCACACAAGUCCCUGCUGACAUGCCCCCAUCCACUCACUCUAUCUGGCUAGAUGGCAACUUGUUCACCUCACUCCCUGCAGCAUCUUUUAAGGAUCUUACUAAUCUGGACUUCUUGAAUCUGCAAAGUGGCCAGCUGGUGACACUUGACCCUCAGGCUUUCAAAGGACUUAGGUCACUAGCACACAUUCAUCUUGAGAGAAAUCGCAUCCGAGUUUUACCAGGGACAGUCUUCCAGAAUACACCUAACCUUGCUUCACUUAGUCUGCACAACAACCAGAUUGCUCGUAUUGAGGAAAGACUGUUUGCGGGACUGUCACACAUGUGGCUUCUCAACCUAGGGAGGAACUCAAUUGCAGUUUUACCUGAGACAGCUUUCCAUGACCUGCAAGGUCUACGGGAGCUCGUUCUUGCAGGAAACAGACUCGCUUACUUGCAGCCACAGCUUUUCCAAAAUCUUGCUGAGCUUAAAGAGUUAGAUCUGACUGGAAAUUACAUUAAGGUCAUCAAGGCUAAUGUGUUUGUUAAACUCACUAAACUGCAAAAGCUUUACCUGGCCCAGAAUCAGAUUGUGACAGUGGUACCCAGAGCCUUUGUAGGCAUGAAGUCGCUAAGAUGGGUGGAUCUCACUAACAACAGACUGACUUCCAUCCAUGAGGACACUUUCUUGGGCCUGCACAGUCUACAUGUGCUGCGUCUUUCCAACAAUUCUAUUACUGGAAUUAGGCCCAGGACUUUCCGUGACCUGCAGUAUUUAGAAGAGCUUCGACUCAGCUAUAACAGGAUCCGAGCCCUGGGGGAAAGGAUCUUUGAAGGUCUUGGUCAUCUGGAGGUCUUAGAGCUGGAGCACAACCAAGUGCAGGAGGCCCAAGUGGGUAGUUUCACAGGGCUCUCUCAUGUGGCUGUUAUCAACCUGUCUGGAAGCUGCUUCCAUAGUCUUCCAGACCAAAUAUUCAAAGGUCUGUCAAAGCUUCACAGCCUUCAUCUGGACAGAGGCUGUCUAACAAGAAUCACAACCCAAGCUUUCAAUGGACUUGCGGGCCUACGGCGGCUUUUCUUGCAGCACAACAACAUCUCUGUGGUGGAACGCCAGAGCUUUGUGGACCUGGUGGGCCUUUUGGGGCUGGACUUGAGUUUCAACAAGUUGGAGGCUCUCACAACCCAUACAUUCUCUGGCCUCAAGAAUUUGGAGUACUUGCUGUUGUCCAACAAUGAAUGUCGACAAUUUUUGCAGAAUGGCACAAAGCAGCUACUCCCAAGGCUGCGCUAUCUGGACCUGAGAUCUAAUGCCUUGACAAGCAUGGUCCCUGAUUUCUCAGAGAGUAUGGAAAAACUUUUGCUGUCUGGGAACCGGUGGAAAUGUGACUGCAGUGCCCUCCCCCUCAGAAACUACAGCUUGAGGAAUCCGUUGGUGGUACCUCGGCAAGUGGAGACCCAUGCAGAGGGUGAAGAGCCUGACACGACUAUCACCAUAUACAACAACAUUACAUGCACCAGCCCACCACGUCUAGCUGGUCAGGACCUGCGGGAUCUUGACAGUGAACUCUUCCAAAGCUGCUAG
This is a messenger RNA of Chelmon rostratus (copperband butterflyfish), 1734 nucleotides long. RefSeq names its product insulin-like growth factor binding protein, acid labile subunit (gene igfals). Bases 1 to 1734 code for a protein of 577 amino acids. The record is from RefSeq and is a predicted model, not a curated record. NCBI's taxonomy places the organism in Eukaryota, Metazoa, Chordata, Actinopteri, Chaetodontiformes, Chaetodontidae. The transcript has a single exon. Gene Ontology annotation, molecular function: protein binding.